Molecule: messenger RNA, 1185 nt
Organism: Zymoseptoria tritici IPO323
Lineage: Eukaryota; Fungi; Ascomycota; Dothideomycetes; Mycosphaerellales; Mycosphaerellaceae
Exons: 1
Coding region: 15-995 (326 amino acids)
Source: RefSeq, a predicted model, not a curated record
ACAACAUCGCCGCCAUGUCGAAAACAGUCUCCAUCAGCUCGCCCUCCCAGUUCUCAUCGCUCCUUUCCUCCUCACGCAUCGUAGUCGCCGAUUUCUACGCAGACUGGUGUGGACCAUGCAAAGCAAUCGCUCCCGUCUACGAAGCCUUGAGCGCGCAGCUCUCACGCCCUGGCCAGAUCACAUUCACCAAGAUCAACACGGAUGAGCAGAAAGAUAUAGCACAAACAUACAACAUUUCGGCGAUGCCCACAUUCCUCAUCUUCAAGGCUGGACGGGAAACGAAGCGUAUUCGGGGUGCAGACCCAAAGGGACUGGAUGCUGCGGUGAAGCAAUUGGCUGAAGAGGCUGGCAAGGCGGACGAAGGUGGAGCAGACUUUGGCGAGGGUAGCAGUGGCUCGGCAGGUGGACUGUGGACAGGUGCAGGUGCACCAAGAGGAUACGGUGAGGUGACAGACCAGGUGGAGAUACGAGGACUGGACUUUCUCAACCUGGACGGCGAGAAGGGCGAUAAGCGGGCAGUAUUUGCGCCAGAGAAGCCGUCGUCGAUCAACGGGAAGGCUGCGGCAGGGAAGAACGAUUGGAUCGAGAGCGAUACAGACGAGCAGUUGAUGCUGUACAUCCCAUUCCAAAGCACACUGAAGCUUCACUCCAUCCACAUCACCAGCGUACCGCAGCCAGACAACGACGACGUGGACCGGCCGAAGACGAUUCAAUUCUAUACCAACCGCAGCCACGUGCUCGGUUUCGACGAAGCCGAAGACACGCCAGCCACACAGACCUUGGAGAUCGCUGAGAAGGACUGGGAUGCGAAGACACACACUGCGAAGAUUGAGCUGCGGUUCGUCAAGUUCCAGAACAUCAGCAGCUUGACCAUCUUCGUGGUCGAUGGUGAUGGAGAUGGAGAGAAGACACGAAUCGACCGCGUUCGUCUAUUCGGCGAGAGCGGCGAGAAGCGAGCGAUGGGCAAGCUCGAGAAGGUCGGUGAUGAGCAAUAAGGGAGACGAUGAUGACCGUAAUGAGAUAAUGUCAUUGGAAGAGGGACUGCAUGGAGCGAUCUGGGUCCGGUCGGUGGAGGGACGGAAAAGUUGCAUUUGGCGGCACAUGGGUCGCUGUCGCCAAGGGCGGCAUACAGGGAGGGCAGACGCAGAGCUCAUAGAGACAUCAUAUCAUCACGAUGCAACGCAG